UGUUAGUCGAUCACUGUGUUGCUUGUGGGUAAUCAACAUGAUUCCAGAAAAGUGAAAAUCCAGCGUGCGGAGAGUCAAAAAGGCAAAAGCGGUGGGGUCAGAAGGAGAUCUGGCCAGGAUAUCUCACAGAGCUCUCUUGGGUGUUUCUUGUCUAUUGUGGGAUAUCUUUUUAGUAGAACCUGCCACAGUUCCCCCCAAUCCUGCAACCAUCACUGGUGCUGCCACAACCCUGAGGCACACCCACCAUUGCUGCUCCCAGGUCCAUUUCAAUCCCCAGGGUCUACUGCAGUCGGCAACAGCUUGCCAUGGCUCCUAGAACUAUGAUAUCUUGAAGUUUUUACUCUGAAUCCUGAGACAGUGAAGACUUUUCACACUUGGAGAUGCAUUGUAUCAUUAGUUCAUAUUAUGCAACAUUAUUAUGCAACAGUGCCUAGUUUAAUCAUACCUGAAAUGGUUUUAAAGAAGAAUGAGGAAUCAGCAAAUUAAAGAUUUUUAACAUCAUGCAUUUAGGCACAAAAUAUUUUCUUCAAAUCCUGCAGGAUACUGUUGGAUGCUGUGUUAAGUGUUCCAAAUUUUCUACCUCUUUAACUAUAAGACUUCAUAGUCAAACAAAACCACAAAUAUUUUUCCUUGCAAAGAACUUUAAAAAUGCCUAUUUUCUUCCGAGAUUACAAGGAGGCAUUCCACCAUGGAGGCUCUUUUCUUUUCAGGAUGUGCUUAAGUCAGAACAGGAACGCUGGAGUGCUUAUCAGUCAAAUUACACAAAAAGGACAAAGAGGCUGAAGCAAAGACUAGAAGCCUAUUAUAAGAAGUAUUCCUAUAAUUCAAACAGCUUGGUGAUUCGGUUUGGAGAGUAUGUUUACUUUGAAGAAAAUUACAGCAUAUAUCGUUCGAGGAUGGAAGAAGCAGAUGAGGAAAAGAUCGAAGUAUUACUUAGAAUGGAAGAUCUACCCUUUCAUGAUUUUCUUAUCCAGCGCAUCCGCAUUUCUCCAGAUCACAGAUACCUUGGUGCUGGUAUUAGAAGUGUUAAUUCUGAGGAGUCUGCUUCUAUCAUUGUGAAACUGAAUACGUUGCCAGUAAUAGAGUGUAUUAUCCCAAAUGUAUCUAGCUUUGAAUGGGCUACCCAUGAUAUUCUGUUUUAUACCGUCCAGAAGAACCUUCAGUGUCAUGAAGUAUAUUUGUAUGAUUUUACUAAAAAACAUUCUGAGCUGGUUUACACUGAACAAGAUGCAAGAUACUUUGUGGAUCUCUACUGCACAAAAGACAAACGAUUUCUAACUAUAAAUAGUAAUAGUAAGACUACCUCUGAAGUGUGGCUAGUUGACUGUCACCACCCUUUUAAGCCUUCUGUUCUUGUGCAGCAACGAACAAAAGGGGUUAUUUACCAUGCUGAGCACAGAAACAAUGAUUUGUACAUUCUUACUACAUAUGGGAAUCCAUUGGGAUACAAGCUGAUGAAGACUCCAAUUGAUUCGUGUAGUUUGGAGAACUGGCUGUCCAUAUAUACAGUCAAAGAAAAGGCCAAACUAAUUGAACUGGAGAUGUUUAAAGACCACUGUGUUAUGUUUUUGAAAUACUGCAAUCGCUUGUACAUCGAUAAUAUUUCUCUUGUACCAAACUCCAUUCACAGUGUUAAGCUACCUGCUUGGGCCUGUUCAUUGGAACUGGAGCCUCAUCCUGAGAACACCAGCAGCACUUGCUAUUUCUGGCUUUCCUCCCCUGUUCAGCCUCCAAGACGUUUUGCAUAUUCAUUGGCAGAAAACAAGCUCACUGAACAAGAGGUACCGAUUGCGGUGGACUUUCAUGCUGUCCAUUUAGAAGCUAAGAGCAAGGAUAAAGUUUGGGUGCCAAUUACAAUUUUUCAUAAAGCCAAUUCUGUGGAGCUACACAGGAAACCACUUCUGAUUCAUGUUUAUGGAGCUUAUGGCACCGACGUGAAUAUGAGCUUUAAACCAGAAAAUCUAAUGUUAAUUGAAGAUGGGUGGAUCUUAGCAUACUGUCAUGUUAGAGGUGGAGGAGAAUUAGGCCUAGGGUGGCAUAAAGAUGGAUGUACUACUAAGAAGCAUAAUGGUAUCUAUGACCUCAAGGCAUGUUUAAACUUGUUGCACAAACUGGGGUUUUCUCAGCCCAUGUAUACAGUUCUGGCAAGUCUGAGUGCUGGAGGAGUUCUUGCAGGGGCUCUGUACAAUAAUCAUCCUCACCUUAUCAGGGCAAUGGUUUUACAGUCUCCUUUUUUGGAUGUUUUAAAUACGAUGUUGGAUCCUCAUCUUCCCCUAACCAUUGAAGAGCAAGAAGAAUGGGGAAAUCCUUUGGUUGAUGAAAUUUGCAAGGAAUAUAUUAAAAGCUACUGCCCCUAUCAGAAUAUAAAACCACAGCAUUAUCCUUCUCUUUUCAUCACAGUCUCAGAAAAUGAUCAACGAGUACCUCUGGCAGGAGUGUUAAGAUACAUCUGUAAACUUAGAAGAGCUGUAAAAGAUCAUGCCCAAGCCAAAAGCACAAAUGGCAAAGGUCUUGAGGAGCCUAAUAUUAUUUUAGAUGUGCAACCAGGAGGCAGUCAUUGUGCUUCUUCUUGGGAAGAUUCUUUAAACCAGGUUGCUGUUCAACUAGCUUUUCUCUGCAAUGAGCUUGGACUAGACGUUCAAAAAUGACUCAACGAAGCACAACUUUGUGCUUGAGUGAUAAAACAACCUUGACUGAAUGGGAAGCUACCCACAUGAUUACUACAGCAUCAGAUGAAAUAUUUCAGAGUAAUGGUUUAUAAUUUAACAGUCCUUAGAAACAGAUGUCUUCUCCAAACAUAUUUUUACUAAAUAAAAUAAUCAUUGUUUAAAA
Messenger RNA from Sphaerodactylus townsendi, 2832 nucleotides. RefSeq names its product prolyl endopeptidase like (gene PREPL). NCBI's taxonomy places the organism in Eukaryota, Metazoa, Chordata, Lepidosauria, Squamata, Sphaerodactylidae. The record is from RefSeq and is a predicted model, not a curated record. Gene Ontology annotation, cellular component: cytoskeleton; Golgi apparatus. The coding region runs from base 501 to 2648 and encodes 715 amino acids. Gene Ontology annotation, molecular function: serine-type endopeptidase activity. The transcript is spliced from 16 exons. Gene Ontology annotation, biological process: proteolysis.